Messenger RNA from Betta splendens (Siamese fighting fish), 5942 nucleotides. It is a transcript of the gene parp4, whose product is annotated as poly (ADP-ribose) polymerase family, member 4. The record is from RefSeq and is a predicted model, not a curated record. Gene Ontology annotation, molecular function: NAD+ poly-ADP-ribosyltransferase activity. The transcript has 36 exons. NCBI's taxonomy places the organism in Eukaryota, Metazoa, Chordata, Actinopteri, Anabantiformes, Osphronemidae. Bases 142 to 5541 code for a protein of 1799 amino acids.
GACGCGUUUUAUUUCUUUAGCUUCAUGCUAGCUGGUGUCGCAGCUGUGCAGGUCUGGAGUUUCCUUCUUGCCACCCACCUACUGUCACGUACUGUCUCUGACAACAACGCACAGUAGGGACGUCAAGUUGAUAUUUACAUCAUGGUGGUGUUUGAGAACUGCUCCGUCCUCCUGGAGCUGAAGACGCUGCCGUUCAAAGAGAAGAAGAAGCUGCGGGCGGCGAUCACAGAGAACGGAGGCAGCAUCUCCUUCGUGGUCAACAAACAGUGCUCGCUGGUGGUGACCAGUGAUCUGUGCAGCCUGAGCUCCAACCGGCUCCGCAGCGUCCAGAAGCACCGCACGCCGGUGGUGCGGCUGGAUUACGUGUACAGCUGCCUGAGCUCCGGGGUCCGUCUGCCUGUGGACGCGUUCCAGCUGGACCCUCCCUCACCGCCCCCCGCUCCCUCCUCACCAGAGCUGGGCUCCAUCCCACAUCAAGAUGUGAGUCAGAGGGAAGAGGGUCAAGAGAGGAACGGAAAUGUCUUGGAAAAAUUCAGGAUCUUCACUGAAAGAGAUUUUAAUCUUCCACCAUUUCCGGAUGAUUUUCAAGUGGCAAAGUAUUCUGUUUUUGAAAAGGGGAACAGCGGCACUUGGAGCGUGUUGGAGCUGCAGAGUGCCAGGGGAGGGAAUGGCCAGCGGUACCGGGUGGUCUGUUACUUGAAGGAUGAUAUCGGAACCAAGAAAGCAGCGGUGAAGGAUAAGCUGGUGUUUGUGUCCACGUCAGAGGAUGCUCUGCAGGUGUUCCAGGCCCUGAGCGAAGCCCUGCAGGCUGAUGGCCUGCAGCUGAGGACCGACAACCCUCCCGAGGCCCAAGACCUGGGCUCUGGUCCCUUACAGCAGCUGCUGCUGGAGGAGAAGCUGAGCACAGGAAGCUUAUCACGCGAGGUGGGCGUAUUUGUGGAGCUGCUGUGGACUGAGGCCCUCGGCUCCCUUGGCAACAUCCUCAGCAUUAACAUCAACAAGCUCAGCCUCAAUGACGUGAGCCGCGCCGAGGGCUUGUUGCUUCAGGCUCAAAGGAACCUAAAGGAGGGCAAUCACACUGAGGCAAUAACUCUUCUGAAAGACGCUUACACUCUGCUGCCACACAAUGCGCCUCAGCUGCUGCCCACCGUCAAGCUCAUCUCUCAGAAACUGGACCUCUGUCAGCUGAUCAGAGAUGUUCUGAGCGUGAGUGAGAUGACUCUGAGGUAUCCCGUGGUGUCCUGUGUGGGGAAGUACCGAGCUCUGCGCUGCAGCAUUGAAGACGUUCCCUCCAGCAGCUCUGAAUUCCAGGCUGUGACCGCUCUGCUCUGGGGCAGCAACCUGAGGGUCAAACAGGUUCUGCGAGUCAGCAGGGGAGUGGAGCUGCAAAUGUUUAAGAGUGAGAUUGGCAAUAUUCAGACUCUCCUGCAUUCUUCCAACCCCACCAACUUCGUGGGAAUCCUGUCUCGUGGCCUGCUGCUGCCCCGCGUUGGAGUGGAGCAUCAUGGGAUAGAGAGAACAGACGUUGGUAAUCUGGGCAGUGGGAUUUACUUCAGUGAUGCUAUAAGCACCUGCUUGAAGUACUCCACUCCCAGCGUGACAGACGGCUCUCGGCUGCUGCUGGUGUGUGAAGUAGCGCUGGGCAGCUGUAGGCACCUCCACAGAAGAGAUUGCACCCUGACACAAGCUCCUGAGGGACACCACAGCGUCCACGGGGUCCAGCGCACCCCUAACGUCCAUUCUGAAUUUGAGGACGAUGAAUAUGUGGUGUACAGUCCUGACCAGGUGAAACUGAAGUAUGUAAUCCAGUUCAGCCUCGAGGGAGAAGAACUGAAGGAGUUCAGCCCUGUCUUUUUCACCUCAGCUGAGCAUUGUCUGGUUCCCAUGGACCAAGAGGUCUAUAUGGAGGAUGAUAGGGUUGAAAGCGUUACAUCCCUAAAGGAGGAUGUGAAGGUGGGACUACUGGACAGCUCUGGCCAGCAGCUCCCCCUGGAGGCGGUGCAUGUGAAGGGCAAGCUGAUUGAUCUGCUCUCUCAGGUCAUUAUUUUCCAAAAGUACACCAACACGAGCUCUGUGCCUAUUGAGGCAAAGUACGUCUUCCCAUUAGACGAGUCUGCAGCAGUGUGUGGGUUUGAAGCCUUCAUCAAUGGGAAACAUAUUGUGGGACAGGUGAAGGAGAAAGAGACGGCUCGCAAGGAGUACAAGCAGGCUGUGGAGAAAGGCCAUGGGGCCUACCUCAUGGACCAAGACGCCCCUGACGUGUUCACCAUCAGCGUGGGAAACCUGCCGCCCGGUGCCACUGUUCUCAUUAAAGUCACCUUUGUGUCUGAGCUGAUUGUCAAGGAUGGCAGCGUCUUCUUCUCUCUGCCUGGAAGUGUGGCUCCGUGGAAGGAGAAGGCAGCCCUCAACCAGACAACACAGGUCACUGUGGAGAAGGUGUGUGUGACCGAUGCCUCGGCGAGUUCCAGAGAGUUUUCCCUGGACAUGUCAGUUGAGAUGCCCUAUGAGAUCUCCCGCCUGCAAUGCCUGACUCACAAAGUCCAUGUUAAGAGAACUGACUGCAAGGCGGUGCUGAGUGUUCUGCCUGGAGAGGUCAUGGGUCCAGAAGGUUUCCAGCUGUCAGUUACUCUGUCUGAGGUCCACCUGCCCAGGAUGUGGGUGGAGAAACACCCCGACAAGGACAGCCAGGCUUGCAUGUUGGUUUUCUAUCCAGAGUUUGAAAUCAACUCCAGCUCAGCAUGUGAUGAAGUUGUUCUGCUGCUGGACACCUCAGAGUCUAUGAGGGGAGAGUCUCUCCGCAUGGCCCAGAGAAUUGCCCUGCAAGUCCUGAAAGCGCUCGACCAACACCUGCGAGUUAACGUCAUUUUAUUUAGCACGGAUCACAAAGAAGCUUUCCUCGCAGCGCGCCCUGUGGUUGAAGCUCGGGAGGAGGCAGCGCAGUUCAUCAAGCUCUUCACUGCAGUGGGCGGCAGCACGGAGCUGUGGCGACCCCUGCGAGCUCUCAGCCUGCUGCCUCCGAGCCGUGGCAUCAGGAACCUGCUGCUGCUGUCAGAUGGCCACAUCCAGAACCCAGAGCCCACCCUGAAGCUGCUCAGGGCCAACGCCCAGCACAGCCGCCUCUUCAGCUGUGGCCUCAGCUCCACAGCCAACCGACACAUGCUGAGAGCUCUGGCCCAGGCCGGAGCUGGAGCUUAUGAAUUCUUCGACACCAAGACCAAACACACCUGGACAGAGAAGGUGGCUCGUCAGGUGAAGCGGAUGGCGUCUCCUGGCUGCAGCUCGGUGUCGGUGAAGUGGCAGCAGUUCAGUGCGUCAGCGCCCACGCCUGUGCAGGCCCCCCAGCAGAUCCACGCGCUGUUCAACGACUGCCACACCCUGGUUUAUGGCUUCGUGCCGCACUGCACUCAGGCGACGCUCUUUGGAGACCUGAGUGGUCAGGAGCUUAAGACCAUGGUGUCCACCAGUGAGCUGCAGAAGACCAGGGGCACGUUUCUUCACAAGCUCACGGCCAGAGCGCUCAUCCGGGAUUAUGAAGAUGGAAACCUGGACACUGACGAAGCCGAGCACGAGGGGAAGAAAGCGGAGUUGAAGUCCUUCAUCGUGGAGUUAAGCAAAGAGUUUUCCAUUCUGUCCCAGUUCACCAGCUUUGUGGCCAUCGAGGAAAGGGGGUCGGACCAAUCCCAGCAGGGUUUCACCGACAUCCCCAAGCUGAUUGCAGAGGAAGAUGUGGACAUCUUGCCUUACAUCAGCUGGGCUUCUCCUGAGGAGAGCUUUGAAUGUUCAGACGUGGACUUCCUUUCGGAGUCUAUGGAUCAAUGGCCAAGUCUUGAGUCAAGUACUACUGUGUGCUUAGACAGAAUGAACUAUGGAGAACCUACUUCUCCUCAUUUAACCUGUGGUUACAUACCUACAAAGCUUAUAGUUGCUCUACCUCCUGCCCUCACUCCUAUCCGGUUAGGAGCCUCGGAAGUAGCUUUUCCUCUUCCUCCUCCCUCUGCUCAUCUCCAAGCUCCUGCCAGCCUUCCAUUCCAAUUUGGAGCCCUGCCAGGACCUGCUCCUCCUCUUGCUCCUCCCUCUGCUCAUCUCCAAGCUCCUGCCAGCCGUUCUUUCUUGUUUGGAGCCUCACUAAGAGCUCCUGCUGGUCAUCCUCCUCCCUCUGCUCACCUCCAAGCUCCUGCCAGCCGUUCAUUCUUAACUGGAGCCCCGUCAAGACCUGCUUCUUAUUCUCUUCUUUCCCUCGAUGAAGCCAAAUGUGCUGCCAUCGAUUCAUUAACUGAAGCUCCUCUUUUCCAGCUUCAAGCUGCUGCCAGCGGUUUUUCCUCAUGGGGAACCUCGCUAGGAGCUCUUCCUCCUCUUUCUCCUCCCUCUGCUGAUUCCCAAGCUCCUACCAGCCCUUGUUUCUCGCCUGGAGACCCUGAAGGAGCGGGGAAUUUUGAGUUAGCUUCUCUAGAUGUUGCUCCUGCGCCCCCUGCUCAUCGCCGUCGAUCUGUCCUGCAGAUCUGUGGAACUAUGGAUGUACACGGCUCUAUGGACGUGUCAGCUCCUCCUGAGGUUUCUCCUCCUCCCUCUGCUCAGAGUCUAGCUGAUCAGCUCCCUCAAUCAUUUGCCCAGCAAGCCCAGCAAAUCCAAAGUGCAGAUAUGAUCGUUCCUCAGGCAAAAAAAAAGUUUAAAUUCCGAGCUGGCCGAGCUAAACUCUCUCAAGGAUCUAUUUUGCAACCAGAAUUCCAAAGUGCAUUAGCUUUUACACAUCUUAGUUGCCGAACCUCCUUGUCAGCUGCCAGUGCUUUACAACAGAUAGCUCCUCCUCCUCCUCCUCCUCCUCCUCCCCAGCCUCUUCAUCGUCUUUCCAGGAAGAGUGAGUCAGCACAUAGAGAAGGCGUUUGCUUCUAUCACACACCUGUUCUACAUGAUCUGGCUCCUGCAGAUGACUAUGUUCUAGCUCGUCGAGGCACAAGAUUAAGGAAAAGCCCUGUUAAACCACUGAAAGUCAAAUGGACCAAGAUCUUCCUGAUGCAGCAGACAGAAGGAUACUGGGAGUUAACCACAGCACUGGGCGAACUCAUUGAUGUCAACGUGGACGUGUUCAUGGAGUUCUUGAAAAGCAAGGGCAUCAAUUCUCUGGGUGUGAGGGCUCAUGCAGAAAUCCUGAGGCUGGUGGCAACUCUGCUUAUCCUGCAGCUGAUGAGAUUAGUGAAGCAGAAGGAAGGCAAACUGCUCCGUACGCUCUUCUCCCUGGAAGAGUCUGAGCCCAGACCUCGUCACUGGGAGCAGAUGAAGAGAGCGGUGAAAUGGGUUUGCUGGGCUGAACGGCAGUAUCCAUGCAUCUACAGCCGCCUGGAGUUCGGCUCCAGCUGGGAGUCGGCCACUCGUCAGCUGCUGGGCUUUGAAGACCUCCCUCCUCUAUCGCCUCUCGUUGGACUGAACCUGCAGAAGAUCAAGAAGAACCCAUUGCCUUCCAGAUGUUCCUCCACAGGUUCCUCCACAGGUUCCUCUACAGAUUCUUCCACAGUUUCUUCUACAGAUUCCUCAUGGGAAAAUUAAAGAAAAACAAAUUAUUUGAGGGGAUAACAUUGUGUUUUAUUUUAAACAGCUACAAUAUGUUUGCAUUUCCUUCUUGUGUUUACUUGCUCUUCAAUAAGUACAUGCAAUUAUCUUUUCACAUUAAUAUAAUUUCUUGAUUAAAGUAGGAAACUCUUUUUCUUAACUGGGGCAGAGGAUGUCUAAUUGGGAAAUAUGAGUUAUUGCCUCAAUCGUGUUCAUAUAAUCAAAUGGUGGCUGUUGAUUGUUGACUGGUCCCUAUAAUUGAAUAUCACCACCAAAGCUGAGAAUAUACUUGUUUUAUUACGUGGCAGCCACCUGUUGCUGUUUUCUUUUUGUGUGGAAAGGAGGAAGCAGCACCUGGUUAAAUACAGAGAUUCCAAUAAAGUGUCUGAAAAAUUAAA